Messenger RNA from Coccomyxa subellipsoidea C-169, 381 nucleotides. Its product is annotated as putative histone H2B. Gene Ontology annotation, molecular function: protein heterodimerization activity; DNA binding; structural constituent of chromatin. Gene Ontology annotation, biological process: nucleosome assembly. The record is from RefSeq and is a predicted model, not a curated record. Gene Ontology annotation, cellular component: nucleosome. Lineage: Eukaryota; Viridiplantae; Chlorophyta; Trebouxiophyceae; Coccomyxaceae. The transcript is spliced from 3 exons. The coding region runs from base 1 to 381 and encodes 126 amino acids.
AUGGCUCCCAAGGGCUCCCAAGGCAGAGAAGAAGCCCGUCAAAAAGGUCACCAAGACCGCCAAGACUGGUGCAAGAAGAAGACCAAGGCCAAGGUCGAGUCCUUCAAGAUCUACAUGUGCGAGGUCCUGAAGCAGGCCCACCCCUACACCGGUAUCUCCUCCUGGGCCAUCUCCAUCCUCAAUGCCUUCGUCACUGACACCUUUGGGAAGAUGGCCACUGAGACAGCCCAGCUGGCCCGCUACAACAAGAAGCCCACUGUGGCCUCUGGCAAGAUACAGACCGCUCUGCGCCUCAUCCUGCCCGGCAAGCUGGCCAAGCACACGGUGUCUGAAGGCAGCAAGGCUGUGACCGAGUCCACCUCCGCCGCUAUAACCCCAUAG